GAAAAAUUAAAAUGACAGCUGGAGAAUUUUUAAAUUUUUGGCCCUAUUAUUCUUAUUCCCCUUUCUACAAACACAGCGACACCUUUGACUACUACAAAUUCGGUCCAAUGUAUGACUGUUAUUACCGAAUACCUUACAGACUCCCACCAACGCAAAGUUAUUUUUCUUGGCGUUAUGAGAAUAGUUAUUACCCCUACUAA
Molecule: messenger RNA, 200 nt
Organism: Meloidogyne enterolobii
Lineage: Eukaryota; Metazoa; Nematoda; Chromadorea; Rhabditida; Meloidogynidae
Source: the annotation of a GenBank genome assembly